AUGAAUACACGUCAACAAGGCUGGGCAGUGUUCCUGAGUCAGUACUGGGACAAUAUGACGGUUAUCUACAAAGAAGGCCGUGAUAUGGUGGUCCCAGACGCAUUAUCAAGACUUUCUAUGAAGCUCCACAGCCAGAAGGAGCUCCAGCAGCCCGAAGAGAAAGCCUUUCUCGGAGUAGUGCUGUUAGGGCUCAACGAAGGAGAACUUGAGAGACUGCGCCAGGAGGUCAAGCAAGAAUUUCGCGACCUAUGCGAGAAGUUCCAGGAGAUGCCACUGCCUACUCCAAACCCUCAAAGGCUUCCAAACCGACCCUACGCCCUGUUCCAUCAAGAGAAUAGUUCGGAUCUCGUACGACUCGACGCGCAGGGAGCUGAACCGCGUUUUGUUAUCCCUCAUAGCUUUCGACACGCAAUGCUGCAAGCUGCGCAUGACGACCAGGUCCACGGAGGCUAUACGCGGCUACGCGAGGCGCUCGCAGGCGUAUGGUGGCCGAAAAAAUGA
Molecule: messenger RNA, 501 nt
Organism: Endocarpon pusillum Z07020
Lineage: Eukaryota; Fungi; Ascomycota; Eurotiomycetes; Verrucariales; Verrucariaceae
Exons: 1
Coding region: 1-501 (166 amino acids)
Source: RefSeq, a predicted model, not a curated record